AUGGGUGAUAAUCCAAUAGAUGUUUUCAAGGAGGAUAUGGAAAAUGAGGAAGUUUAUCUGAAAGUCAAUGCUAUGCACAGAGCUAGAAUUAUCGCAACACUAUUAGGAACCGAUAAAAUAAGGUCUGUUCUUUUGCCAUAUUUUGAAACAUUGAUGAAGAAAGAAGAUGAUGAAGUCUUAUUUGCAAUGGCAGAAGAAUUAGGCUAUAUUGCUUAAAUCAUUCCAUAAUAAUCGAUAUGCUUGUUGCCAAUUUUGGAACAAUUGGCAGGAUUUGAUGAGACUGUGGUACGAGAAUAAGCUGUCAAAUCAAUCGCAAUUGUAUGUAAUUUUUUAUAAGACAAUGAAAUUGCCAACACAAUUGUCCCCAUGAUUUUAAAACUAGCUUCAAAUGAGGCCAAUUUUACCUGUAGAGUCUCUGCCGUCAGUUUAAUGUGUCCCAUGUAUUCUAGAUCAGGAAAUUAGAAAGAAAAGCUCAGAUAGAAAUUCACCGAAUUAUGCAGCGAAGAAACUCCAAUGGUUAGAAGAGCAGUAGCCACUAAAAUAGGUGAAAUAGCAUAAUACAUGGAUAAAAAUCAUGUGAUAGAAGUUCUGAUAGCUGUUUUGAAACAAUUAUGUUAAGAUGAAUAGGAUUAAGUUAGAUUAUUGUGUAUGGAAAGCAUAAUGAACAUUGCUAAGAUUCUAAACAUCAAUGAAAACAAGACCAAUAUCUUACCAUUGAUCAUAUCUUCAGCAGAAGACAAAUCAUGGAGAGUCAGAUUGGCUUUGUCAAAGAUAUUUGCAGAGUUAGCUGAAGCAGUGGGUAAAGAGAUUGCAGACUCCUCAUUAAUUUAGAUCUUUUCAAACUUACUAAAAGAUCCUGAAAGUGAUGUCAGAGUAAUAGCUGUGAAAAGUUUGGCUAAAUUUAUCAAGUUUGUGUCUCCAGAAAAACUAAACCUCAUUAUUCCCUUAUUACAAUUAUUAGCAAAGGACGCAUUUGCAUAAGUGAAAUAAAAUGCUUGUUUAGUUAUUGGAUAGAUUGCUACUAUUUUACCUAAGGAAAUUAGUUAAAGCAAACUGCAAUCCUAUUUGAUUGAAUUGAUGAGUGAUGACAAUCAAGAUGUCAGAAAGAAUGCAGCACAAUCCGUUGGAAUAUUUGCUGGAGCUCUUGGACCUGAUGCACUCGGCCAAUUUAUUCCUCAUUUGAAAAAGAGCAUGGAAGAUCCCAAAUGGAGAGUUAGAAAGGAAACAAUGAUGACUGUCUUCCAUUUAGCAUUAACCAUAAAAAAUACAGACAUAUUCUUGAAACAUUUAGAACCAGUCUAUGUGUUAUUUUUGAAGGAUAGGGCAGCUGAGGUUAGAACCAUAGGAUUGAGCAGAUUGAAUGAUUUAAUCUAAACUUACAAAAUCGAUUGGGCAUUGGGAAGUUUUUUGUCUAAAUGUUUGGAGACUCUAAAUAAGGAUACUGGAUUCUUGUAUAGAAUGAAUGCCUUAUAUGCCAUCUAAUAAAUUGGUGUAGUGGCUGAUGGACCUAUGAUUCAAGAUAAGUUGUGGCCAAUUGUUUAGAAGUGCAUGAAGGACAAUGUUCCUAAUAUUAGAUUUGUUAGUAUAAGAGUGGCUAAAUAAUUAUCAAAGAAGAUUGAUCAUCAAGGCACUUUGAAUCAAAUAAAAUAAGCAAUAAAUGAAUUGACUGAUGACAACGACAGAGAUGUUAAAUUCUAUGCUUAGGAAGCUUUACAAUAUUGA
This is a messenger RNA of Paramecium tetraurelia, 1722 nucleotides long. RefSeq lists its product as uncharacterized. Gene Ontology annotation, cellular component: protein phosphatase type 2A complex; cytoplasm. The transcript is spliced from 9 exons. Lineage: Eukaryota; Ciliophora; Oligohymenophorea; Peniculida; Parameciidae. The record is from RefSeq and is a predicted model, not a curated record. Gene Ontology annotation, molecular function: protein phosphatase regulator activity; protein binding. Gene Ontology annotation, biological process: protein dephosphorylation.